AUGACGCAUCAUCAGGAGCAACUAGGGGUUCAGUAUCUUGCUCAAGGACACUUCGACAAGAUCACAAUGAACCUCCAACCUAUGGGUUGGGAGACAACCACUCUACCACUGAGCCAUGCCGCCUUUGAAAAGAGGAGCAGGGCUGUCAUUCGAUUAUCACCAGGUGGUGUGUUGCUUCCAAUGAACUUCGGCCAUGUCUCGGGGGAGGCAGGGGCAAUUGAGUCGGAGUGCACCAUGAUCCGUGUCUCCAUUGUUACGAUGGCUGAUCGUUGCUGUGGCUGUAAAGGAGUCACUGCCUGGAGAGGAGGGUCCAUCGACAGGUCGAAUCUCCGAUUGUCAGACACUGGGCCUAUUGUAACAGAUAGGAACUGGAAGGGCAUCGGUAUCUCCCUCCUUGUCAUUCUGGUGGUGCUUUCACUCAUUGGACUCUCAAUUGUUCUGCUAUCAAAAGAUGAUCGUGGACAUUUUGGAGGAUCACAAUUAACACUGGAUGAUAUCUUCCAACGGAAUUUCCAAAUACAUGAUCCAGAUGCAAAAUGGAUCAGUGAAAAAUAUGUCAUCUUUCUCAACUGGGAUGGAGACUUGCUGAAAAUCAACACAGAGAGCAACCAAACAGAACUCUUGCUGAAAAACACCACUUUUUCCACCUUUAAAGCCUCAAAGUUUGCAGUUUCUCCGGAUCUGAACUUUAUUCUUCUGGGAUAUGAUGUCAAGCAGGUUUAUCAACAUUCUUUCAUGGCAUCAUAUCUAAUCUACAACCUGUAUACAAGGGAAGUUAUGGAGCUCAAUCCUCCAGAAGUUUCCAAUUCAGUCCUCCAGUUUGCUUCAUGGGGAGUUGGUGGUCAGCAGUUGAUAUACAUAUUUGAAAACAACAUUUACUACCAAUCCGAUGUUCAGAGCAGCUCAUGGAGACUCACAUCAUCUGGACAGGAGGCCAUCAUCUUCAAUGGCAUUGCAGACUGGCUGUACGAAGAGGAGGUUUUGCAUAGUCAAGCAGCUCACUGGUGGUCGCCUGAUGGCUCAAGACUUGCUUACCUGACCAUUAAUGACUCCCUUGUCCCAAACAUGCUUCUGCCAUCUUACAUGGGUUCGAUUUACCCAAGGGGGAAAGAGUACCCAUACCCAAAGAUGGGUCAAAUCAAUCCCACUGUAAGCCUUUAUGUUGUCCUUCUCGAUGGCAGCUCCCAAACAACUCAACUGUUACCUCCAGACAGUCUUGUAAAAAGUCAAGAUUACAUCACCAUGGUGAAAUGGGUGACAGUGGACACGUUGGCUGUGCGCUGGGUAAAUCGGGCACAAAACAUGUCCAUUCUUACGCUCUGCGACAUACAUACAAAUAAAUGCGCAAAGAGACAUGUGCUGAUUUCAGAUAAGUGGAUCAGUCGACAGAAUGAAGAGCCGAUGUUUUCCAAAGACUGUACAAUAUUCUUCACGACAUUGCCGCGACAACACAUUGUACUUGGAGCAUUCCGCCACGUGACUAUGAUCUCCAACCAAGGAGACGACGUCAAACUUCUUCCUUUGACCUCUGGGAGCUGGGAGGUCUCUCAAAUUCUGGGCCAUGAUGAGAGCACCAAAUCUGUUUAUUUCCUAAGUAAAGAGACCGGCACAGCACAACAACAGCUAUACAGGGUCUUCGCCGUGGAGCCGUUCCAUAAAGAAUGCCUCACUUGCGACCUCUUCAAGUCACAAUGCACGUACUAUGAUGCAGUGCUCAGCACAAACUAUCAGCAUGUCCUUCUCAAAUGUAGAGGCCCUGGAAUACCCCAAACGACGCUGCACAGAUUAAAUAAAAUGGAAGACUACACGACUCUGGAGAAGAACACGGUAUUCCAACAUUCUCUGGCCAACCGAAAAUUACCAAAGCGAGAAAGACGCACUGUAGAAAUCGACAAUGUUGCUCUUCAUGUGGAGUUAACCGUCCCUAACGAUUUUGAUGAAACAUAUGAGCAUCCACUUCUCAUUAUUCUCCGCAGCACCCCCGGUGGUCAGACUGUGAGUGACCGAUUCAGCAUGAAUUGGGAUUCAGUGCUUGUCAGUUCAGAAAACAUCAUUGUGGCUCGUCUGGACGGUCGAGGUAGCAGCUUCCAGGGGCAGAGGGUCCUGCAUGAAGUCCACCAGCAACUGGGCACUGUUGAUGUUGCAGAUCAGAUCGCAAUUGUAGAACACCUCAUCAAGCUCCCAUAUAUCGAUGGGAAUAAAGUUGCAGUUUAUGGAAAGGCAUAUGGGGGCUUUCUUACGUCAAUCCUAUUACUCUCCCACAGCUCAACUUUCAGCUGCGGCAUAGCAGUCGCUCCGAUCGCAAACUGGAGAUUUCAUGGCUCAGCUCUCACUGAGAAAUAUUUUGGAUUUCCGCCUAAAGAAGAUCUCAAGUACCAGGUUGGACUAUAA
Hippocampus comes (tiger tail seahorse) is the source of this 2391-nucleotide messenger RNA. Its product is annotated as inactive dipeptidyl peptidase 10-like. Gene Ontology annotation, molecular function: serine-type peptidase activity; potassium channel regulator activity. Gene Ontology annotation, biological process: regulation of potassium ion transmembrane transport; proteolysis. Gene Ontology annotation, cellular component: plasma membrane; voltage-gated potassium channel complex. The record is from RefSeq and is a predicted model, not a curated record. NCBI's taxonomy places the organism in Eukaryota, Metazoa, Chordata, Actinopteri, Syngnathiformes, Syngnathidae. The transcript is spliced from 24 exons. The coding region runs from base 1 to 2391 and encodes 796 amino acids.